Molecule: messenger RNA, 765 nt
Organism: Fusarium proliferatum ET1
Lineage: Eukaryota; Fungi; Ascomycota; Sordariomycetes; Hypocreales; Nectriaceae
Exons: 1
Coding region: 1-765 (254 amino acids)
Source: RefSeq, a predicted model, not a curated record
AUGCCAGUUAUCCAGCGUACUGCAAGUUCAGCUGUGUCAUGGUGCACACCAUUCUUCCUGCCCUUUUACGACAUUCUAAUCCAUCGCAUCUCCGUCCCGCUGAUCUGGCGCUGUUCUUCCAAGAACAAUCUUCGUCCUCUCUUCUCUAACAACUUCUCAACGAGACAUGUUGAUAUUGGCGUUGGAACCGGUUAUUUCCCCAUACGAGCGAUCAAGGACACCAGCCGCGACCCGAAAGAACAGCAACUGACGUUGGUAGACUUGAGCCAGCAUGCUCUUGCAACAGCAAGACGACGUGUUCUAUCAAAGUACCCAGAAGCACAGGUUGACUGUGUUCAGGCUGAUGCCGUACUGCCAUUGCCAGAGUCUCUUCAAGGCCAAAAGUUCACGUCCGCUUCUCUCUUCCUCGUCCUACAUCACUUGUCGCAGCCAACAGCCAGCAAAGCAAACGCCAUCGCCAAUAUCAAAGGUCUCCUGACCAACGACGGUGUUCUAACUGGUUGCACGGUGCUGGGGAAGCAGUGGGAGAAGACUGGGGAGGGAUACAGGGUGAAGAGUGAGGAACCACUUGGGAGAGCUGCCGCUUAUUUGCUUGGGUACUGCAACAGACGAGGUGGAUUUGACAAUUGGGAGGAUGAUCCGAAUGUACUGGUCGAGGCCUUGGAGGCUGGGUUCGAGGAGGUUGAGACGAGUGUUGUCGCUAUGAUGUUUGUGUUUAGGGCCUCCAAACCGCGUGGCGGAGGUGCAAUUGCGGACAGAGGCUAG